Messenger RNA from Colletotrichum lupini, 2520 nucleotides. RefSeq lists its product as uncharacterized. Gene Ontology annotation, cellular component: membrane. Gene Ontology annotation, molecular function: carbohydrate:proton symporter activity. The record is from RefSeq and is a predicted model, not a curated record. Bases 1 to 2520 code for a protein of 839 amino acids. NCBI's taxonomy places the organism in Eukaryota, Fungi, Ascomycota, Sordariomycetes, Glomerellales, Glomerellaceae. The transcript is spliced from 8 exons. Gene Ontology annotation, biological process: carbohydrate transport; transmembrane transport.
AUGUCAUUAUCAGGCCACGCGAAUCUACCGGUACAGAUAUGCAAACGCUGGCUGCUGAAGCGAGCGCAUCGGCGCAUGAAACGGCAUCGGGCCUUUGACUAUUGCAAUUUGCACGAUGCGGCUUCAAGUUGCCUCAAGCAAGGGACACAACUGGGUCUCUCCAACUUUUCUCCAAACUUCUCCUCUCCAUCCAUUCUCCUCCACCUCUUCAUCCACAUCAUCUUGCUCAUCCACUUCACCCACCUCCUAAGCUCUUCCAGUCCAACACCAUGCCCAUACUGUCCAACAACUCCGUCACCUCGGCUGGCCUUUGGAGAACUGGACCUCGAGACUCCCCGCUCCCCGCACGAUCCCCCCGCACGAAGAGUCACUAGAGUUCUCCCACCUAUCACCAGUCUUCUUGUCCCCCAGACACCCCAGACGCCCUCAGGGACAUGGUCAGGACACGAUGCUUACUCCAAAGCUCCGCAGAGCCCCGUCCUACCCGAGCAGGAAGCCUUUGAAGGCCGCUCCCGUCCCCGGCGUUGGGGGCAGGUGGAUGGUAUAAGACCGGAUGCUCCCGAGUCCCCCUUUCCUAGGAAUAAAUCUUGGCCACCAGGGCGACUCCAAAUUUCUCUUGGCUUUUUUGCUUGUUGUCUCUUGGCCGUUGCUUGUUCUCUCUUGGCUUUUGCUAGUUGCAAUUUGCUGUUGGCCAAAAAUCCUCCGAUUUUGCAGCCACCACCGACCACGACCACCCUCGGAACUCUCACACAAACUCAGCCCAAGAUGUCGACAGGUCUCGCCCAGGACGGGCACGACGCCUCCAGCAGGGAUGACAACGUCUUUGUCGACGAAAAGGUCGGCGAUGCCCACCACAUUGACGCGGCAGGCAACAAGACGCUGGCCGACGCGGACCUCAUGAACGAUGCCUUUGACGGCGAGAACGAAGAGCACAACCAGGGCCUGUGGCAGGCCGUCAAGACGCACCCCAAAGCUUGUUUCUGGGCCUUUAUCAUGUGCUUCACCAUUGUCAUGGAAUCUUUCGACAUGUUCUUGAACGGCAACUUUGUUGCCCAGAAGGCCUUCCAGGAUAGAUACGGUGUUGAAGUUGCUGGCGGGGCAAAGGCCAUCGAGACAAAGUGGCAGUCCGCUCUCUUCCAGGCCGGCCAGUGCGGUGCCUUUGUCGGUGUCUUCCUCGCCGGCCCCGUUGUCAACAAGCUCGGGUAUCGCCUGGCCACCAUGGUUGCCUUGAUCAUGAUGAACGCCACCAUUUUCAUCUCCUUUUUUGCCAACUCGCUUGAAGUCCUCACCAUCGGACAGGCAUUCGAGGGUAUUCCCUGGGGUUUCUUCAUCGCCAUCGGCCCCGCCUACGCCUCUGAGAUUGUCCCCCUCGCCCUGCGUGGUGCCUGCACGGCCACUCUGCAGAUGUCUUGGUCCAUCGGUUCCAUCAUCGUCGCCGGCGCAACUCUUGGCUUCAACAGCCGUACCGACGAGUGGGCGUGGCGCGCGCCCCUUGCUCUCCAGUGGAUCUUCCCCCUUCCCCUCAUGGUAAUCCUCUGGUUUGCUCCUGAGUCCCCUUGGUGGCUCAUCCGCCGCGGCCGCAAGGAGGAAGCCCUCCGCUCUGUCCAGCGUCUCGGCCCCACCCACGGCACCGCCGGCCAAGCUCAGCGCAAGCUCGCCAUGAUCGAGCGUACCGUCCAGAUCGAGGCCAACAUCGGUGGAACCCCGACUCUCCUCGACCUCUUCAAGGGCGUCGAUCUCCGCCGUACAACAGUUACCUGCCUGAUGUACGCCUCGCAGAACUUCGCCGGUAACCUCAUCGCCAACCAGGCUACCUUCUUCUUCGAGCAAGCCGGCAUGGCCCACGACAUGGCCUUCAACCUCAAUCUCAUCAACUCUUGCCUCCAGUUCGUCGCAAACGCUCUGUCCUGGCCCUUGACCGCCUGGUUCGGCCGCCGCACAAUCUACCUUUGGGGUACGGCCGUGAACAUCACCUUCCUCAUGCUCCUGGGCGUCUGCGCCUCGAUCCCCCAGAACAGCGCCACCAACUAUGCCCAAGCCGUCCUGGGAAUAUUGAUCUCCUUCGUCUUCGCUGGUACUCUCGGCCCCAUCUCCUAUACCAUCAUCGCCGAGACCUCUGCCGUCCGUCUUCGUGCCCUCAGCACCGCCGUCGGUCGCGCCGCGUACUACGUCGCCGAGAUCCCCAUGAUCUACCUCGCCUCACAGCUCCUCAACCCCACGGGAUGGAACGUUGCUGGAAAGUGCGGUUUCGUUUGGGGCGGUACCGCUUGUGUGUGCUGGAUCAUGGCCUUCUUCUUCUUGCCUGAGCUCAAGCACCGCUCUUACCGUGAGGCCGAUAUUCUCUUCAACCGCAAGAUCCCUGCGCGCCAGUUCAAGUCUACUGUUAUCAAGGUUACGGAUAACGAGGCCUUCAGAUCGGGAAGAGAAAUAGAUGACCUGGAUUGCUCCAUGGAGACAUCUAGCUCCCGGACUGCAAGCUCCUCGGUCAUCUUCUGGGGACCAUCUAUCCCAGUACGAUAG